Messenger RNA from Centruroides sculpturatus (bark scorpion), 1272 nucleotides. RefSeq names its product mitochondrial inner membrane protein OXA1L-like (gene OXA1L). Lineage: Eukaryota; Metazoa; Arthropoda; Arachnida; Scorpiones; Buthidae. Gene Ontology annotation, molecular function: membrane insertase activity. The record is from RefSeq and is a predicted model, not a curated record. Gene Ontology annotation, biological process: mitochondrial respiratory chain complex IV assembly; protein insertion into mitochondrial inner membrane from matrix. Gene Ontology annotation, cellular component: mitochondrial inner membrane. The transcript is spliced from 8 exons. The coding region runs from base 75 to 1190 and encodes 371 amino acids.
UGAAACGUGGGCGUCGCUGCCGUCGACUUUUGGCAGAGUGCAUGUUGCAUUGUAUUUAUUGAAAUAUCAAAAUCAUGUAUAAAAGUAUAAAUAGUUGUUUAUUCCGUAUCGGUUCGAGAAGGCUUUAUUUAUUUCCGACGAGACAAUAUUCGUGGAAGAUCGCAGCGAGGAAUGUCGCUUAUAAGAACGACAAAUUAAAUGCAUCGAUUCGUUUUCGCAAUUCUCAAUUGAGCAAACAUCUCGGUUGCCAGUCUUGCCUCUUCCUAACAAUCCCUGUCAGAUUUCAGUCUGAUGAUACGGCUUAUUCAGAAGUUAUAAAUCAGGCUAGUUCAGUACCAGCAUCUGUGACAGAACAAAUUAUUGAAUCUUCAAAUACUUCUACACUUUUAGAAGCUGUUGAACCUAGUUUGAUUAGUCAAGGUCUUGGUGGUUGGACUCCUGUUGGACUAUUACAACAUGCUUUUGAAUAUUGCCAUAUAGAUUUUGACAUGCCAUGGUGGUUAACAAUUGUUGUUAGUACUGUUGUUAUAAGGACAUUAAUGUUUCCACUGGUAAUAAAGGCACAAAAAAAUGCAAUAAAAAUGAAUAACACACUACCUCAGAUGCAGGUAUUGCAAAUGAAAAUGUCAAAUGCAAGAAGAAGUGGUAAUGCAUUAGAAGCUACUAAAUAUGCCCAUGAAUUGGCAUUUUUCAUGAAAGAGAAUGGAAUUGAUCCCUUAAAAGGAUUAAUUGUUCCUCUAGUACAGGUGAACUGUUUUUUAGGUGGAGAAGGAGGACAACUUCCAGCAAACAUGAGACUUAUGAAAUAUGUCUUGAGAGCAAUGCCUAUUGUUAUUUUUCCUUUUAUCAUUAAUUUUCCAUCUGCAAUUCUAUGCUAUUGGGCUACAAGUAAUAUAUAUUCAUUAUGUCAGGUUGCAUUUUUAAAAAUAAAACCUGUAAGGAAAUUUUUUAACAUGCCAGAACGAAAAAAUCUUCACACUUCUGAAUUACCAAUGAAAAGCAAAGGUUUUGUAAAAGACAUGAAAGAAGCAUACACCAAUGCCAAAGUAACCCGUCAGUUAGAAGAGAGGAGAUAUUUAGACGAUGUGCAGUUUAAAAAAGCAGGUUUAGGACCAAUACAGAAAACAUAUCCUUAUGAUCCUACCAAGCAGUCAGCAGCUUCAGUUCAGAAUAAGUCAAAGAAGUUAUAAUUUAAAAAUAUUCCAUAAUGUAUUUUAUUUUAUAAAAAUAAAAAUAUGUUGAAUAGUAUUAUCAUUAUUAUGAUAAUGUGUA